Molecule: messenger RNA, 1877 nt
Organism: Pygocentrus nattereri (red-bellied piranha)
Lineage: Eukaryota; Metazoa; Chordata; Actinopteri; Characiformes; Serrasalmidae
Gene: edn2
Product: endothelin 2
Exons: 5
Coding region: 66-563 (165 amino acids)
Biological process (GO): intracellular calcium ion homeostasis; regulation of systemic arterial blood pressure by endothelin; vein smooth muscle contraction
Cellular component (GO): extracellular region
Molecular function (GO): endothelin B receptor binding; hormone activity
Source: RefSeq, a predicted model, not a curated record
ACGGCCUCUGGCGAGAACUUUCCGUUGACUCAACCAGCUGGUUCAAGUCCCGAAAGCCUUUACCGAUGGCUCUGUCGCUGCACACCGUCCUGCUUGUCUCUCUCGGGGUGUGGGUCCUCAUGGAGGAAGGCUCCGGAGCACCCAUCUCUCAAACGUCAGGCUCUUCUUCGGUGGCCAAGAGGGUCCGCACCAAGCGCUGCUCCUGCAAUAACUGGAUGGAUAAGGAGUGCAUCUACUUCUGCCACUUGGACAUUAUCUGGGUCAACACGCCUAGUAAGAUCACCCCAUACGGUCUCGGAAGUCCUCUGUCUCGUCGCCGGCGCUCUGCCGCCCGUUGCCAGUGCGCCAACCCCAGUGACGCGACCUGCUCCAGUUUCUGCUACACCAGCUCCAUGGACCCAAGCCUGGUGGUGGUGAGCCCUCUUGACCGUGAAGUGGACAAGGCCGGCAAAGACCUCCUCACAUAUUUCAGGCAGGUGGCCAAGGCUAAUCUAAUAGCUGCCGAGCAUUCCGCUCCGCCCAGAAAGAAACCGUUCCAGACCAACAAGUCUCGGAUCAGCUAGAGGAGGAUGCAGAUCAGGAAGACGUGCGAGCAUCUGAUCAAACAACCUGCCCAGGAGGAAGCAUCUAUCUCUGAGAUCCAGGCUGCGAGAUCCCGGAAUGGAGAUUCCACCAAGGGGAAGGUGAUGCCGAGUCCUCGAGGAACAACCUGAAGAAGCGAGGAGGACUCUUUCUCGUUCUCUCUAGAAGUGACUGGGACUAAGAUCUUGCGGAGCUUCAGCACAGAACUGCCACCAGGCUGAAAGAGUCCAUACAAAGGUGCCUUGUUGUUCCACUAAAGGAGGGAUCUCUGAACACCUGGUGGCCUUUCGAAAGGAAGGAAUUAAACCGCUGGUCCUAAAAGGACGAACUGUAAAUGUUAGCUUCAUAAACAAAGCGGCUGUUCCUGGUCGAGGGCUGGGAGUGAUCCCGCCGUGUUAUUGUGUUGUUAUGAGUUAAAGUGUAACCUCACGCUGUCCACCCUGUUACUGCCAUGCGCCACCUUUGUACUCGCUCUUCUUCUCCUGAUUCACUUGCAGCAAGUCAUAGUUUCUCUGUAUCAGAGCUUAAUCUGAUUUCCAUUUCGUUUGGAAAUGCAAAUUACCUCCAUGCUGGAAUGCUGUAGGAAUUGCAGACGCUCAAAACAUUCCAAUACCCUGAAACUUUCCCUCGCUGAUACGCGAUAACGCCGUGCAAAGGUUGCCGGCGCUUAUCUCUACGCCGGGCUGCUUUAUGGCUCAUAUUAGCCCCUUUAUGAAAGGGCAGGACUUUGAGGAAAACAUCCUGGAAGGUUCCUUUCUGUUUUUCCUCUCCUCCUGUUCUCUUUUCACGACUGCUCUUUUCCUUUUGUUUUCUUCGCUGGCCUCUUUUGUGAAGGCGGAAGUAUUUAUUGCAUAGUUACCGUGGCCUGUUUUGAUUUUUCCAAAUGAGUUUCAAUGCCUCGGACGCGUGCCAGAAAAACGGAGCGAUUGUUUUUUCCUACGAUAGAAAGAGGCCGUGGAAUGACCCAUUAUGGGGACAGACAGCGCAUUUGUGUGGAAUGUGCUCGACGGGAGGGCUUUUCAGCGAAGCAGCUUGUUCUAAUGUCUCCAUACGUGUGUGUCACGUUUAUUUACCUGCAGCUAUCGUUUCACCUCUGCUGUCGGGCGAAAGGCCGUGCGAGGCCUCCGGCUCGAUCACAGAUACUUGAAUGUUUAGUUUUACACUGUUUGACAGCUUUUGCGUCGGAUUAUUUAUUUAAUUUAUUGGGUAUUUAUAUUCGACUUUGUUUUGUACCUGAUCUGCAAAGAGAAAACGUGUUCUAUCAUGAAUAAAUGAUCAUUGUUGAUGGAAGAAAA